GCCAAUUUAAUUAGUUAUAUGUAAUAGUUUUGUAAUUAUAACACAAUUAUUAAGAUAGUCAACCUGUCUUGAUCUUGAAUCAUAAUGGAGGCUUCUUUGUCUAUUUGUUCUGAUGAAUUGCGGGAAAUCUUUUGUGAACCUUGCGGCAAGGAUCGACAAACAAACUUAGCAGAAGGAUUUUGUGCUGACUGCUCUGAAUAUUUAUGUGGUCUGUGUUAUAAGUAUCACAAGCGCUUUAGGCAAUUUGAACACCAUGUUCUACAAGAUAAAAACAGCAUGCCUUUUGAUCCAAUGCAUACUGUAUCGGACUCGGCAAUGUCGAAAGAUGUCUGUAUUACAAAGUGUCGGACACACACCGAUAAAGUUGUGGAAUAUAUCUGCAUGUCCUGUGAUCUAGUUGGAUGUCACGACUGCAUUACGAACGAUCAUGAAUUAUGCGAAAGUGUAAGACAUAUUCCGAUCGAAGUGAAAAAAUCUAAGACAUCAGUAGAAAUUCAAGGCUUUGCAAGAAAACUGGAUGCGAUGAAUGAAAAUGUCAAGGAGUUACAGAACAAGAUUUCCAAGAAUUUCCAUGUUUCCGACGGUAUGACCAAGACAGCCCUUUCAGACCUUGGUCAACAGAAAGAACAGCUUUUAACUUUUUUUGAGCGCCUCUUUGAAAAGAUCAAAUCGGAUCUAAAAGAAAAACAAAACACAGAUAAUCAAGUAUUCACAGAUUGUCUGAAAGAAUUGACAAUUCUACACACGGAUUUGCAGGAAAAGAUAGCCAGGAUGAGUAAUUUAGAGAAAAUUAAUCAAACUUGUGAAAUUUUCAUUUUUAUGAAAGACACACAAACAUUAUUAAAAAAUAUGAAGAGUGACAUGGAGAAAAUUUCCAGAAAUGGACAAGAGACGGCUGUCAGAUACGAUCGAUCUAUAGAGAUUGACGAUAUUAAAGACGAGAUUGCAGAUGUUGGAUAUCUGGUAUUCGGUGAAUCUGUCAAGAAUAAGACAAAGAUCGACUCGAAGGAAACAAGGAUGGAAAAAGUAAUCAACAGUUUAAACCUUGAAAAUCAGGAUCUCAAGAAUGACAUUGGUAGGAUGCAGGCUCAAGUAAAUGACCUUUGCAAACAAAAUACCCAGUUAAAAACACAGGUAGACAAAGAAAAAACGGUAUUGAACACCGAGAUUCAAAACCUCAAACAGGGCUAUGAAGCAAGACGACGUGAAAAAGAUGAAGCACUACGUCAAAUGGAAAGAGAAUUACGUACAAAAGAGACCCAACUCAAACAUGAACAAGAAGAACUACGUAGAAUACAAGAGAUACUACGUUCAAAAGAAGAACUCCGCAAAAAAGAUCAAAAAGAACUAAAUAAAGUGAAAGAAGAAAUACGAAACAAGCAACAAAAAAUAGAUCAACUGAACAAAGAACUGAAUGAGGAAGAAGAAGAGUAA
Messenger RNA from Ruditapes philippinarum (Manila clam), 1434 nucleotides. Its product is annotated as golgin subfamily A member 6-like protein 7. The record is from RefSeq and is a predicted model, not a curated record. Gene Ontology annotation, molecular function: zinc ion binding. The transcript has 14 exons. Bases 85 to 1434 code for a protein of 449 amino acids. NCBI's taxonomy places the organism in Eukaryota, Metazoa, Mollusca, Bivalvia, Venerida, Veneridae.